Molecule: messenger RNA, 5450 nt
Organism: Hemiscyllium ocellatum (epaulette shark)
Lineage: Eukaryota; Metazoa; Chordata; Chondrichthyes; Orectolobiformes; Hemiscylliidae
Product: limbin-like
Exons: 22
Coding region: 229-4266 (1345 amino acids)
Biological process (GO): smoothened signaling pathway
Cellular component (GO): ciliary membrane; plasma membrane protein complex
Source: RefSeq, a predicted model, not a curated record
UCCCUGGGACAAUGGCAGGGGCUCUGGGCGCUGGAAUUGGGACGCUGGCAGGAACAUGAUGGACAGAUUGGUCUCCCUCACUGAACAGUCCAGCUUCUCUGUCUGCAGUCAUGGUGGCUAGUGUGUGAGACUGUGAUGGAGCAUAUCUAUUCCCAUCUAAUCAAUAGCAGAGCAAUGCUUUAUCCACUUCUGUGAGCUGUUGUACUGUUUGCAUGAGGAAUCUCUGUGAUGUGGAUUGCCCAGGGUCCCCCAUUUGUAACAUGUCAUUCUGCAGUCAGAUUUAGCAUCUCUCUCGUCCUGUUCACUGCGUUUAUUCACAUUGUGUGUAGUCACGAAUCCGCAAGCGCCCUGCACCCCUUGAUCAAUAUUUUCACGUUGCAGUGGCGAGUGAGAUUGAGAACUGGGAAAGAAUUUCGAGUUGCAGCAAGUUCGGUGGAUUUGCCGAGCGGGUCCCUUGAAUGUGCCUACAGGAAAUCUCUGGAGGUGCCCAUCACCGGCAUUCACCACUCGGCAGCUGUUUGUGGGCACAGUCCAGAUUUGGUUUGGAAAGGUGGCGAUGCUGUUGCAUACGACUCAUCACUACAGCACAGACUGAAGACAGGUUCCUCAGAUUUCAUAUUGUAUGACACUGCAAACACUCAUUCAGGGUUAAGGAUUGUGACACAGAAACAUCCGUACCAUUCUCUCACCUCAGCAGCAUCAGGCAGCACUUGGAGCCAUUCGGUAUUCUCCUCUCUCGUGUCAUGGACCAAACCAGUCGAGCCUCAGAUAAAAGAGUCACAGCCCCCUCCAAAGCGCAGAAACACGGAAGGAUCUGCAGGUUUCUCACCUUUCAACUUGACUUUUCAGAAAUGUGCCGAGGUGAGCAGAAGAAAUGAAUCCCAGAUAGUGACUGUGAAAUUGAUAAUAAGCAGUUUGGAUGUGCAAUCCACAUAUAACAUUUCUCAGCUUACUAUCCGAGAUGCUAUCAGUGGUCUAAGCAUUCAAAGUAACAUGGGAAAAGACACUGAAUUGGGGUUCCAGACGUACACCAAAGACAUUCUUCAAGCUGGUGAAUACUUUGUAAUAAACUAUACUGCAGUAUUAAAUACUGGCGGAUCGAAGGAUUGGAGGAACAUGUCAUUACCUGCCUACCUCAACUUUGGCAAGAUGUCUCAGGAUGAUCAUAUUCAGAUUGAACCCUUGGUGGCAGACUUCGUGCUGACUAAGGAGGCCUUAAUUGAGGGCUCUCCAAAUCACGGUAUCCACGUUCUUGGGUUUAUUGUUGCAUUCAUUGUUCCUUUUGCCUUGGUGUGUUUGAUUCUCAUCAUCUUCAAAAGAAUCCGAAAUCGUCAGCAGCAGGUGGAAAAGGAACAGUCAGAAUUUAGUUGUACACCAAUCGGUGAUGCAGCAGAGCAUUUCGAGAAAUACCUCCAAAUUGAGGACAAAGCGAUCAGCAUUUUGAUGCUUGAUGAUCCAGAGAACAUGAUGCAGGCUUUUAAUGAUUUGCACAUAUGGAACUCCAUACAGAUGGAUACACAUCUGGAAUACUGUCGCAAACAAAUGCACAUCGAUGCCAUUGUGUUGUUGCUGAGGAACCUUAAACCUAAGGAAGACCUUUCACCAGCUUUAGAGGAAAGGUUCAGCAAUGUCUUCCGAAGACAGUUUGAGGAGAUGGAAACCAGGCUAUGGAUAGAGCAUGAUGGGGUGUUAGCUGCAUUAGCGACUCAAAGCGAUCAAGAGACUGGCGAGAGAAUGGCAGUUCUCCAUUUGAGACAGAGGGAAGAGGAAGAAGAAACUGAGCUGCUCAUACAGAAAAUGGAUGAACAGCUGGCCUCACAGUGCAGAAAACAGCUGGAACAAUUGCACAUGUGGGAGCAGAAACAACUGAGAGACUCACUUCUGAUGACACACGAAGAAGCUUCUGGAAAGGCCCGAAGAAAGUUAGUCGUGUGCCUCAGGCAGGCAUUCCAAAGCAUCAUUUUUGACCAACUGCAGGAGGUCAUCAGACAAGAGGAAUUAGAUGAGGCUUCAGCCAGCCAAGUACUGCAAGCAAACUGGCACCUUCAGUUUCAGUUGGAAACACUGAUGGAUCAGCAACUUGCUUUCCAGAGGAAAGUUCUUGAUGAGGGUCUUGCUCAUAGAAAAGGACUGGUCGACAGGAUACAGCGUGGGAUGAACCAUAGACGCAAUCUCCUGAACACUGCUUCCCUGCAUAUUACAGCCUUUACCAGUCUACUGAAAAACACUACUUAUCUAACAGAAGAUCAGCUGGAAUCUGUAUUGGACGUUAUGCACCAGGAAGUACUUGUUGUGAAGCAGAAGCUGGAUGAGGUCAUGGAUCAAGAGAAGAAACUAAUUUAUUGCAAAUUGAUCAGUGAGAGACGAGAGCACAUUUUCAAAAAAAUUUGUGAGCAAGAGCAUCAACAAAAGCAGCUGGCAUCUCUUCUCAACACCUUGGGAGAAAGACAUUACAAUCAUAAAAAAUACCUCAUGGACUGGCGUGAGCUAUUACACAAUCAUUGUGCAGAACUCGGAGAAUUGGUGGAGAAAUUGGACAAAGAUGCAGUGGACCAACUGGAAACCCUUAAUAUGCAACUUAUCAAAAAUGCCUCGAUGAAAAUUAAAACAAUUCAUGCUGAAUUUUAUCAGAAGUUGGUCAAUCUUGGCGUUCCAAAGGACUAUUUAAGACAAGUGAUAGAAGAUCAGGAUAAGGAAAUAAACAUUCACCAGGACAAACAAACAGAGCAAGCAGAAAUCGACGAGCGUAAAAUUAAUGAAUCGUUGGAGAAAGUUAGGGGAAACAUAUCAAAACAACUACAUUCAGAAAUUGAAGAACAGAAUUUCUUACGCCAUUGGAAUAAAUUGGUUUUCCAGAACCUAAUGAAAAGUCCACUUUUACUUUCUGAAGAGGAAUUUCAAAAGAUCAUGCUGACUUACCUCGAAAGUUUCUGCCAAAUGGAUAAUGGCUUGGCUCUUCCUAAGUUGUGCGAGAGAUUCACAAUCCAACGCUGUCUGACUGACUGGAGGAAGACAGAGACAGAAAAACUUGAACAGCAGUGGAAGAAUGGGGGCAAGUUGAAAUCGGAGGAAGUGGGACAUGGCGACCAGGUCAAAUUGUUAGCUUUACAAGAACGUAUGAGAGACAAAAUUAAAUUGUAUGAGGAAGAAAAUAAUAAAGUUUAUGAAGAAAUGCAUGUGGUCCAUGCUGAGCUGCUACAGCAGAGAGCUAAUCAGAUGAAGGAUCUGGAAGAAAGCCUAGGAGUCUGCAUGGCUUCAAUUCAGCUUUGCAAAGCUGAGAAGCAAGUCAGUGCCCUAGAGAUUCAUGGUGCUGUUCUCAACCUGCAGGCACUGCUGUUAGACGAACUAAGCACAGCAGGGUCAGUGCCCCAGUCUGAGUGUGCCCGGAUUGUUCAGGAGCAUGUUUGCAAGCUGGAACAACUCGUCUGUUUGCAUUCAGAGAUGCUACAGCAUGAGCUUGCUAUGCAGAGUGAGCUAACAGAACAAAACAGCUGGACGUUGACAGAGAGCAGACACCCCACUGAAGAUGAUACUGCACAGAGCAGCAGUCAAAUAUUUCUCUGUCUACAGCAGGCCAUGUUCAAGUAUCAAGAACUGAUAGACACAGAGACUCAGAGAUUAAGAGGUGAAGAGAGGAAAAGUCAGUUACUAGAAGAUGUGAAGGGGCAGCUGCUGGUGAAGACAUUGCUGAGUCUCCAGGAUCAGGAGAUGAAGCUAGCAGCUUAUCUUGUGGAGCAGCUGGAAGUGCCAAUGACUGAGUUUCAGGCACUGCUAAAUCUGCUCCUCCCCAAUGCUACUGAGGAGGAAUCCACUCUGAUUGUAAAUGGAAUAUAUUCUGAGAGAAUUAUUAGCAGUAAGAUAAAUAAGGGUAAAGCAGAUGAGAGUGGGAAAAGGAGACUUCAGAGGUCAAAGAAAUCACUUGACCUAAAACUGAGAAGCAAGCUCAUUGGUGAAUACCAGGAGAAUAUACAUACACCCUGCAGCAACAAAAGAAGCAUAUUGAAGAAGGAGCGACUCCAGCUCAUGAAACAAGUGUCCUUCUCUCCUGACUAUGGUUCCCCUAAGGUCUCUCCUGUUAAAGUUGAUGAUCGCCAUGAAUCAAUUGAUGAAGCACUGGGGCAAGUUGUAAAUAUGCCCGAUACAGGGGAAAAAGUCUUUGUAUUCCGCAUCAAGGAACUACAUCACGCUUCAGAUCUCCAACCAAAGAAGAAGAAAAAGCGCAAUUUUUUAAAUUAUAAAAGAGCAGCUGUGGCUAACUUGGAUUGACUAUGAAUUAAUUCAAGAUUAGCAUUAUAUUGCCAAAUGACUAACUUUGGAGCCUUUUAACCUAUAAACUAGAGCUACAAUGAUAAUUUCCUCUUUAAAAAAAUGGAAAUGGUCAAUUUGAUUGUUGUUCAUGAGUUGUUAAAGUUAAGGGGAAACUUGCAAAUUUUUGAAACCUGCAACACAUAAGCAAUCUCAAAUAUAGCCAACUCAUCACAGCAGAAGCAUCAAUCAUAGCGUAAUUAUCCUUUGGUGUUUCUCAGGUCGACAGCUAGCUGGCAUAAAUGUCAAAACUUUAUUCAUCAAGCUGAGAUAUGGACAAUAAUUUUGUAGAAUGCUUCAGCAAUGAUUCAGAAAACUGCAGUUUAAUUAUCAGUUUUGGAUUCAUUGAUAACUUCUGUAAUGGAGACAAGAAAGUAGAAUGUUGACUGAUCAAAGGUCCUUACUGUCUGUUAAUGGACUAAGGUAAUAAGUGUGGGAGCUUGCCAUGAACUGUUUCUUCAAGUGCUGAUGAUACGGAAGAGAAGCAAGCAAUAUCUAAGUUGCACUUUGGGAAAGAGCUCACCAAUAAACUCAUGAAAACUGUUACAGAGUUACAGUGAUGGAUAAAUAUCAGCAUGAAAAGUUUACAGAUGUGGUGAUUUUUCUCUGCCACUGGUAAUAAGUAGCAAAGAGUUGAAUACAGUUUUUUCUGAUUUAAUUGGCACACCAAUCUCAAUGUGAUGAACCUCAGCCUCUACAGUGCAAUGUUCUGCUACUGUGGUGUACUUGUUACUUGGAGUGGUCAUGGGUUGCACGGUUUUGCCUUAAAUUUUACAAUGUCUCUUCCUCCUGUUCUGUUGUGAUGCACUCACAAAUGGCUGUUACACUCAUAUAUGUUACUCUGAUAUUCUUGUUUGAUGUGUUACUCCUUUCACUUCUGUAAUGAUGAUUCUAACUUGUCCUCUAUAUAAAAUUCAGCAAAACCUUGCAAUUUUUGAUUUGUAUCUGCUAGUGUGGUUUGCUAAGUGACCACAAUAAUCUUAAUAAGCAAAAGUAUUUCUUUAGCUGCUCCUUUUUAAUUUCUCCUUCUUUGAUAGAUAGGGAUUGAGGUAAAUGGUUUGCAGCUCUUUGUGCCAAAUGCAUUAUCAUACUUUUUUUCAAAACAGCUAUUUGAAUAUGAUGCAGUAUAAACAUUAUUAUAUUUU